Molecule: messenger RNA, 2688 nt
Organism: Botrytis fragariae
Lineage: Eukaryota; Fungi; Ascomycota; Leotiomycetes; Helotiales; Sclerotiniaceae
Product: putative zf-mynd domain-containing protein
Exons: 3
Coding region: 1-2688 (895 amino acids)
Source: RefSeq, a predicted model, not a curated record
AUGACUCAAGACUUCAACUGGAAUCUCCCAGGACUUAAUAAACUAGAAUUCACUGCCUACGCAAAUCUUCUUGCACUUCGAAAUGAUGGGCAAGUUGAGUCAGUCUCCUUGGGCACGGAGCUGUCUGACAAGAACGAGUCUACUAUCGACAGCGAUGCGAUUAGUAUAGACACAAGCUACCGUGACCAAAUUUCAGAUUCAGGAUAUCAUCAAUUGAAAACAAAGUUCCUGGAUUGUCUGGCGGAAUUGAUCGCUAAUAGAAAAGGCGGCAAAUAUGUUGCAUGUUCCAGUAUGAUGGAAGACGAGGAGAAUGUGACGCUUUGGAUCACCCGAAAUGGAGGCUUUCAGAUUGUGGACAAUAUUUUCUUUGAGAAGUUAAGCAAGCGGCUAAGUGGCUUGUUCCACGGAAAAGACUUGCCGAAUCGAAUAGUCGAGGUGGUGCUUUGGAAUGAAAUGUUGGCGUAUUAUGAAGACCGUCUCGAAGAAACUUAUAUUCCGAACCUGAGGUUGAGCCUCAAGAGUUACAACACCACAUUCAACGAUUACAAUAACGACAGGUUCGCUACAGCACGUAACGAACUCUCGGUUCUUCAAAAUCAGACCUUUGCUAGGCUAGAGACGGGUCAGAGGUUGAUCGACAGACAUAGCACGCUUGUCACAAAAGCAUAUGAAUUACGAAAGAGCAAAGUCGUCGAGGAGCUUCUCCAAACAUCUCCGAAGUCUACGAAACAAACUAGAAAACUAUGGCUUGAUAUUUGUUUUCUCGGUAGGCUUCGGGUCAUACUUGAAAGAUUCAAAGAGGUUUCUCUUAAGCUCCCAAGUUUCAACAAUGUUACCAUAACUGCAGUGACCGGUGAUAGGAUACCGCAAAAGGCGCUCAAGGAUGCACUCAAGCUAAAGGAGACCUUGAAGCUCCUUGAUCUCCCGACCGACACCUUGACAGUCAAAACUGUGAUCGGGCCAAGCUGGACUGUUGCCAAGGCUGAGCGGGAGUACGGGAAGUUGCAAAAGCAGGCACUUAACAUACAUGCUGAGAUUCAAAUGAUUCUGUUUUUGAGCAAGAAUGAGCGGUUAUUGGAUCAAUCAUUCGCCUAUUUUGGUUGCAGCAAGUAUAGCUGUUUCAUGUGCUCGCACUUCCUCAAAGCAUAUGGCAGGAUUGGUACAAGGGGCUGCCAUGGUCGACUAUUCAAACCCUGGACGGUACCCGAAGCAAUAGGACUAGCUUCUAGCCAGGCGGAUAAAGUAGCCAAAUCAGUGGUACAAGUGCAAAAAGACAUUGAGAAAGAAUUGAAGUCGGACUUCGACAAAGCAAUACGACUAGAAAAAACGUCUGUUGUUGGUGGAAGCAGCAUAUUCAGUGACCACAAUUCUGAGAAGUCAGGUAAGCACCUGGUAAUAGAGAGAAGAAAAAAGAAAAUGGAGCAAGAAAGAGUUGCUAGGCUAUUCAAUAGACCAUCGGUAGAAAGGAGUGGUACCCCUUUCCCGAAGCGCACCUGGGGAAAUCUGUCAGACGGCACAUUGGUAGAGUCAGAAGAACUCGGUGAAUGCAACACCUGCUCUAGAGUGACAUCUCGACUGUGCAGUAUCUGCAAUAUAGAUUACUAUUGCAGUGAAUCAUGCGAAACCAGGACAAACGGGUCGCAUGUGUUCACGUGUGCCAAGCGACCGCUCACCUCGGCUGAUUAUCUUUAUAUAAAUAUAUCUGAGAAUACCAUUCCUGAUGAGGAGGAAGUGCUUGAGGAUUUUGGUUUCAAUCAUCUGUCGUCAUUUGCCGAUAGAUCUAAUCUUUUGGGGCUUUAUAAGGGGUUGUGGCUCGGUGGUGUCCCAGUCGAAGACAUUCACAGAUGGCAAGUCGAGAGUACCCUUAUUACUAACAUCAAAAAACACUUCUAUCAAAUCAACGAAGCCCAUCGAGGGGGUUAUUUUCCGUGGUUUCUGGUCAAUCUACAUAUUUUAGAGAAACCAUUAACUAAAGAGGAGUCAACUCAGAAUUUGCUAGCCACAUUUUACGACCAAGCCCAACUUUAUUUGGAUAAAGAGGACCAGCAUAAACAGCCAAGUCAAUUGAAACCCGAGGCCAAGAUGAAAUGCUAUGAACUUCUAGCGACGGCUCUUCAUAUGGCGCGUCCAAAUCCAAUCCAAAUGAACUGGUACAACUUUGGCUUUUGCACUUGCAAUGACGAGCGAGAGGAAAGCGCGCUUGGAGUGCUCUACACACGAUUACUACUCGGGAAUGAACUUCUUGGGGACCUUCGAGGCAAUACUCAACACAUGUUCUAUGGUCCCGCGCCGCUAACAGCUACCUUUACGGAAUUUUGGCAUGCGUACGAGUCUGGUACCUUAAUCGAACUCAUAGACUCCAAAGGUCUGAAGAAAAUGCGAUCAGAGUUUAAGUUGCUAGAAUGGUUUCUAUCAGUAUCCCCCUCCGGACCACAACCUUCAGUCUGGUCUUUGAAACAGUUCGUAGCCAUUGACAAUCCCGCCGAGUUUCCACCAAAUGAAACAGUGAAAGUGGACUAUGGGUUCAUGAAUUGCCAGACUUUUGAGGAAACCUGCAUUCUGUUAGAGACUUACAAGAGACUUCUGAGAGAGGCAGAUCUACUAGAGCUUCACGAAGCUUGUUUAGCCGGUGAACUCUUCGAGUUUGCGGAAUCAUAUCAUCAUAUGGAUGAGAAUCAUAGGAGAUGA